AUGAGCAUUGAGAACGUACAGAGCGACGUUGCUUAUUUUUCUGAACAAGAUGAAGCAAAGUCCAUUCUAGCAGAGAUUUCAUACACAUCGAAUUAUCUACUAUUCGAUAAAAAUGAAACAGAAGGAUAUUCUGAUGAGGAUGUGGAGUCUAUACUCUCAAAACUCGUGACAAAUAUUAACACCCUCAGUGAGAUAAUUACCAAAUAUAUGAACGUGGAAGUGCUACUGUACCAGUAUAUCGAGUCCCUAAUAGGCGACAUUUUUUAUAUCAUAAAACGGUUCCUGCUAUACCCUAGUUCACUCAAGGCGGAGAUUUUAGCUCGUCACGGGUCAACCAAGUCCACUUCGCUUUUGGUUCUUGAAAAGUUGUGCUAUUAUCUGUACGUCAUUUCAAAGUGUGUAGGAAUCCGAAGACUGAUAAACUACGCUCCAAACGACGUAGAGCUGUUUGUAAAGGUAACCGAGACCAUCGAAAUCAUUCAAAAAUCGAACGUUGAGGGAGCCGAGGUAGUCUUCACCAAGUAUGAGGAUCACCUUUGGUGUUUAGAGUACAUUAUUUUGGCCUGGCAGUCACUUCUGAUAUAUACACCCUUUGAGCUAAACACCAUAUGGCACCAUUCAUCCAAUGCGAAAAUAACUUUUAAGACUCGGAUUCUGACCGAGUCGAUGUAUUAUUUGAACAAAUCGACUAAGGCUAGAGACGGUGCCGCCAUGGUUAUUUCGAAUUUGUUCUCCAGAAGGGACGUCCUAAACUCCCAGGACUUCCAUUUUUUUCUCGAUCUCUGCAGGGAUAUAUUGACUAAUCCUGAGUACACAGGGAGCGUGAGUGACGAAGAUUCAGAUUCUAGCUUUGUAGCCGUUGGAGAUUCCUCUAAAAAUGUGAACAAUCAUCUUUCUAUAGGGGUUUUGAUGGUUCUGAAACAGAUACUCAAGAGAGUCGGCUCAAACGAUCUGAGACCCUACUUGGAAACCAUUCAGUACUGUUUGCUUCAUUGUGAAAGGAUAAUCGUCAAUUCGGCCACGAAAAAGCUCCUGGCCUCAUGUUUGGGCAGGCUCGCGAUCCAUUAUCUCCCAGCUGAGGAAUAUUCUAGAAAAUAUCGUAGAAAAUGCAUUAAUUUAUUCAGUACUAAUGCGUCUAAGGACAAAAGUGCAUGUGAUGAUGAGGAAACGCACUUCAAAACGAACGUAGAAUGGGAAAGCAAUUUUGACACUGAAACCGUUGAGAUAUUUAUCUCUAAAAUACUAGAUCUACUCACGGACAGCGAUAUUAGGGUGCGGUGGGCAUCAGCGAAGUCUCUGGGACGAAUAUCUUCACGAUUGCCAGUCGACUUGAACGAGGAAAUUAUUGAACACAUCAUGGAGCUGAUCAACUCCCAAUUCAGUCAGGUGCCCAACGCUGGAAAUAUAAGCCCCGAUCAAGGCUCCGCAUUCCGUUUUAACGCAAUUGACUCCAGUGUGUUGAACCUAGUGGCGAGACCGCUGAGCGUCAAAAGCGAGAGUGUCGUUCACGGAGGAUGUCUGGCAAUCGCGGAAAUACUGAGAAAGGGACUAAUCCACCCUCAUAUGUUGGACAGGGUGCUGGACACGACGAUACUGAGCCUCUCCUUUGAGGUUUGGAGGGGCAAGGGCUCCGCGGGCACCGCCGUCAGGGACGCCUCGUGUUACAUCUGCUGGGCAGUUGCACGCACGUUCACGAAGGAAAUGCUCAGCUUCGACCACGUGUCGAUGAUGAGCAGGGAGCUUGUGAACGUGGCUCUUUUCGACUCCUCAGUCAAUUGCCGCAGAGCAGCCUGUUCGGCACUGCAGGAGCUGCUGGGCAGGAUCGGCACGGUGCCCGGGGGCCUAGAGCUGAUACAAAUGUGCAACUUCUACACAGUGUCCAAUCGCAAAAGAGCCUUCAUUGAGGUCUGCCAGCAGGUUUCCACGCUCAACUACUAUUCGAACUCAAUGCUGCAGAACAUCAUCACGACCAAGUUGUUCCACCCCGACCUGUCGACGAGAGAACUCGCCUCGCUUGCAAUAUAUAAAAUACUGUCAUCGACCAAGCAGCUCACCCUUUCUCGCAUUAAUUACCUUCAAAAGGACGAGAAGGAGGACUGCAAAGUGUCCCCUAGCAUAGAUAAUGAUGCACCUACAACGCAGUAUCUUGUAAACAAUUUGAUUAACUACCUAUUGUCUAACUUGAUGACUGGGCUGACGGCGACCACUCACGGCGCAUUGAGAGCCUUGACGAGACUGGUCUCACUUGCCACUGAACGGAGCUAUCCAGUGGAUCUCUUCUUCUCCAAUGUGCUGAGUGUGCCCGUGACCUUUGAAAAAAAACGCCUUUUCAGAGGUAGGGGCUCAUCAUUGAUACGGCAGUCAGUAAGUAAGUUAAUAGCAGCCAAUUGCAAGCUCAUUUCACACGUGUAUUAUAGCGAUUUUUAUAAUUACGCAAACCACUUUAAUGCCAAUAUGAUCGACGACUACAUCGUCGUUUUAAAGGAUUCCUUGAGGAACUUCACACCGGAAGUCCAGCUCGCUUCAGUUGAGGCGUUUGAGCAGGUGUUCCUUCUGGUAAGGGACACUCCCAGGUUCUCUGAGCUUCUGACGUUUUUUAUCAACUCCCUAUCCUCUACGGGCGACCAUAUUGCGGCUAGGAGGGGCUAUGCGUUGGCGUUUUCGUCAAUACCGGUCUUUCCCGACGUCAGCAACAAGGGCCCUUCAGGGAGUGGAGAACGUUCGUCGUCUUCCCAGAGUUCAGCCAGUUUCCCCGAGGAUAGCUCCGAGAAGUCCGACGAGCACACCGUUAAUAGGAUUCUGAAGCUGCUCUGCAACGAGAUUAGGACGAACCCGAGCCUCGAAAUCGUCAGAGAUGCCAAGACUAGGCAGUUCGCUCUCCUGUCGAUACUGUCAAUCAUCACCAGGCUCGAGUCCUUCGUCUUAGACUCUCAGAUUGUAAAGGAGUUAACUGAUACUCUGGUUAUUUGCUGCAACGAUUACGAAGUGGACUCUAGGGGAGACGUCGGCUCAUGGGUACGCGAGCUCUCUGCCGAAGUGAUCGCCUACGUGCUCAAUGACUAUUUGUUUCAAAACAGGCCCAGUUACUUCAAGAGUGGCUCCAAGAGCCUCUUCAGCAACUUAACUAAGGACAUGGCCACUGACUUAACUAGGGGUCUCGUGAGCCUCUCUCUUGAGAACCUGGACCAUGUUCGUUCAAGGAGCACCUUUCUGUUCUGCCACCUGUUUACCAACAAGCUUUCUAAGUUCAACUUCACGUGGGUGUGGAACCGCAUUUUCUUUAACACGGCUUAUGAGCAUCAGAUUUCAAUGACUGCCCUUGGCAGACGCAACCUCAGUAGCCCUCAUAAUUUAAAUGGCAAUGGCAACUACCAAAUAAACGAUAAAAACGACCAGGAUGACGACGACGACGAGGAGGAUGCUGAGGUAGACCGUGAAAUUCAGAUGUACAUUGACGAGAAGCUCGAGAUGAACAUGUACAUAAACAUAGACAACAGAUUACUGGACGGGUUCAACAUGCUUCACGACAUUUCGAAGAAGCUCCUGGAGGUGGUUUCGACGCACUUCGAGGAGGAAUCCUCGAGCUCCGACGGGACGGCCGACUCCGCCUCGACCCUCACCUCCCGCAGCGGCGACUCCGCGGCCAGCGGCAGCGCCGACUCCGAGGGUUCUUACGAGGAUCGCCCUGAGUACUCCCUGAUCGGCUCAGAGAAGGUCAACGUCGCCCUGCGGAUCCCCGGGUGGUCCGCCGCCCCCCUCACCUUCAGGACCCUCCUCUGGGUGCUCCUCAUCCCCUCGUACAGCCGCGUCGCCUUCCGGUCCAUCGUGAACAUCAUUGGCCAGAACACUCGCCUCGAGGUGGCCAUUAACUCGGGCCGCAGCGUAAUGGCUCUUGAGGAGGUGCUCGUCGACUUCAUCGCCCGCAACAGGUUCACUCUCGUCGUCUGGAACGGCCAGCCUCUCACUCUCGAGAGCGUUUUAAACCGCUGCUCCGUGCAGAUUUACCGGGAGGCUGUUGCUUCUGGCGACUGCAAGACUGCCGUCAGGCUCGUGAACACUAUGAAGGCUCUCUUCAGUCACCGUAUUAUUUUUAUCGACGACUGGAACGACUUCGUUUCUCUUUUAAUUUCCGAGGCUGGUACUGCCACCAACUACGCUUACCUCAAGGCCAUAAUUCGACUUCUUCAGGUUCUUCUCAUGGACGAGGUGCAUCAGUUCCGUGCUGACGUUGCUGAGACUCUGCUGAGUUUGCUUUCUCAUCAGUAUCCGACCAUUCGGUCCUACGUUGCUUCUCAGCUCACUCUCGCCCUCAGCUCUCGCUCCGACUCCUUGGCUCUCGAGGCCAUCGACAUCAUAGACUCUUGCUCUUUCCACCUCGAGAGUUCUGCGAGCUCCAUCUCCGUGGUUCAAAGGCUUCGUGCUGUUCUUAAGCUUUAA
Messenger RNA from Theileria orientalis strain Shintoku, 4437 nucleotides. Its product is annotated as beta-tubulin cofactor D. Gene Ontology annotation, molecular function: GTPase activator activity; beta-tubulin binding. Bases 1 to 4437 code for a protein of 1478 amino acids. Lineage: Eukaryota; Apicomplexa; Aconoidasida; Piroplasmida; Theileriidae. The record is from RefSeq and is a predicted model, not a curated record. The transcript has 2 exons. Gene Ontology annotation, biological process: post-chaperonin tubulin folding pathway; tubulin complex assembly; microtubule cytoskeleton organization.